Messenger RNA from Anopheles arabiensis, 882 nucleotides. Its product is annotated as trypsin beta-like. The transcript has 3 exons. Lineage: Eukaryota; Metazoa; Arthropoda; Insecta; Diptera; Culicidae. Gene Ontology annotation, biological process: proteolysis. The coding region runs from base 108 to 833 and encodes 241 amino acids. The record is from RefSeq and is a predicted model, not a curated record. Gene Ontology annotation, molecular function: serine-type endopeptidase activity.
UGAAACAAGUAAUCAGUCUAGUGCUAUUCGGAUUGUUUUGCGGCAACGCAGUCCUGACCAACGUUAACGGUCAGAACACAAUAGAAGGACCCUCCCAUUCUGGUCGUAUGGUCAAUGGCGUUGCAGUGAACAUUUCAAAUUAUAAGUAUGCACUGGGCUUGCUACUUGACGGCAAAUUAAGCUGUGGAGCUUCCAUCAUCACUUGUUCACAUGCCCUGACUGCUGCUCAUUGUGUGUAUAAUAUUGAGAACGGUCUAGGACGAAUAACUUUGCGUGGAGGAAGCACAUCUGCUUCUUCUGGUGGAGUUGAAUUUCCCAUUAUCAGCGGAGCUUGGCAUCCUAAUUACAAACCGACUUCUCAAUUGAAUGCAUCGGAUUACGAUGUAGCUGUCCUAACUGUCCCUGCAAAUUCCUUCGGUGGAAAGCCAAAUAUGGCCCCAUUAGCGCUGCAAACUAAAGAACUGCCGGUCGAUACAAGGUGCUUCGUGGUUGGAUGGGGCCAGACAGGUAUUAAGCAACCAACGUCUGUAAAUCAAUUGCUCUACGCCAACAUGAACAUUGUGUCACAGAGCAGUUGUGCUGCAACGUGGGCUAAUUACGGGACGCGGUGUGCAGGAUGCACGCAAUCUGUUACCUCCAACAUGGUUUGUACCCAGUACAAAAACGGUGAGGACACGUGCAAGGGUGACAGUGGCGGUGCAUUGGUGUGUGGAGGUAGAUUGACCGGAGUUGUGUCGUUUAGUCUUUUUUGUUCAGGUGAAUGGCCAUCAGUAUUUGCUAAGGUAACUGCACCUAGCAUUCGAAGCUUUAUUCGCGAAUACGCUGGCAUUUAGAUACUGGACAUGUUGCAAAGCAGUAAUAAACAGAUGUGUAAUCAUUUUG